AAAAAGAUUACUUUCCUAGAGAGUUACUUAUUUUGUGUGUAAAGAGAGUUACUUAUUUAAUAUCCUAUGGAGUUAUUUUUUCUGAAAGUAAAAAAAAGUGGACAAAGUCAAAUCAAACAAAAUUCCUGAACGUCGAAGAUCGGGAAGUUGAAAAUUCCAUGAAAGAAUGGCGAGUGGAGGUAGAAGAAGAAAGAACACACCUCCAUCUCCUAAAAACAAAUCAAGCCUCGGCACUGUCACACACUCAAUCACCUCUUCUGAUCCAUCUUCCAAACGCACCUUUCUCAAAAAUCACCUCUUGAUUACACCUCUCGUCAUUUUGCUUCUUGUUGCACUUCUCUUCUUAAGCAUUUCAUCAAACACUUUCCCUGCAAUUCGUGUCCGCAAUGUACCAAACCGGAAUUACGCGAUCGAGGUUGUCAAUGAGUUUCCUCAUGAUCCUUCAGCCUUCACUCAGGGGCUUUUGUAUGGAGGGAAUGAUACUUUGUAUGAGUCAACUGGUCUUUAUCAUCAGUCAUCGCUUCGGAAAGUAGAUAUUGGAACCGGAGAGAUUUUGGCGAUUCAUAAGAUGGAUUCAACUUACUUUGGGGAAGGUUUAACUCUUUUUAAUGACAGGUUAUAUCAAGUUACUUGGUUGAAGAAAAUUGGUUUCAUAUAUGACCGAAACAAUUUCAGCAAAUUCCAAAGAUUUACUCACCAGAUGGAAGAUGGUUGGGGGCUUGCUACAGAUGGGGAAGUUCUCUUUGGAACUGAUGGAAGUUCAACAUUGUAUCACAUUGAUCCACAAAACAUGAAAGAAGUUUUACAGAAAAAAGUUGUCACCUAUGAUGGGCAUGAAGUGCAUAACCUUAAUGAGCUGGAGUAUAUUAAUGAUGAAGUUUGGGCAAACGUUUUGCAGACAGACUGCAUUGCUAGAAUUUCACCAAAGGAUGGAGUGGUCCGUGAGUGGAUUCUACUUCACAGUUUAAGAAAAGGAUUACUAGCUGAUCGGAGAAAUAAUAUUGAUGUUUUGAAUGGCAUAGCAUGGGAUAAAGAGAAAAGCAGGAUUUUCGUGACAGGAAAGCUUUGGCCAAAGCUAUAUGAAAUAAAGCUGCAUCCUCUGAGGGAACAACUAAAUGUAAACAUUCAGGAUAUAUGCAUGCCACCGCGAUUCCAAUUCUAGAAGCAUAGUUUGCAGCUGCUGCGGCUGCAACCUUGAAAUAUUGCAGUUGAGGGUGAUUCAGAUGAAUACAUGCAAACUGAAAGAUGUCAUCCAUAAGAUGCUGGACCAUAAUAUAGAACUAAUUUGAAGUGGAUACGGAACAGAACAUAGCCAUACAUGAAGGAAAGUGAAAUUUGUUUGAUACUUUAGUUAUCUAUUUGUUUGUUGGAAUUAGACAACGUGUAACUUGUUGUUAAAGCAUUAAUAUAGGUUUUACUUCAAAUCAAAAUACUCAGUUUAGUUCGCUCGGUUUAAGAUUAUUUUGUUCACAA
Messenger RNA from Daucus carota subsp. sativus, 1473 nucleotides. Its product is annotated as glutaminyl-peptide cyclotransferase-like. The record is from RefSeq and is a predicted model, not a curated record. The coding region runs from base 167 to 1162 and encodes 331 amino acids. Gene Ontology annotation, molecular function: glutaminyl-peptide cyclotransferase activity. Lineage: Eukaryota; Viridiplantae; Streptophyta; Magnoliopsida; Apiales; Apiaceae. The transcript has 11 exons.